Caenorhabditis angaria is the source of this 812-nucleotide messenger RNA. NCBI's taxonomy places the organism in Eukaryota, Metazoa, Nematoda, Chromadorea, Rhabditida, Rhabditidae. The record is from the annotation of a GenBank genome assembly.
AUGCAUUCAGCAAGAAUUCAGCAAUUUGUUCGAAGACUCCAUAGACCAUCGAUUUCAGCAGAUCAUGUUUAUAUUUCGAGUAAAUAUACUGGAAGACUAUUUAUUUGUGAGCAAGAUGAUGUCAACAAAAUGAUAGACACAUAUCAAAAAAUUGAUGACAAAUAUGCGAUUUAUGAACAAAUGUUUUUGACUAUUUUCUUGGUUUGUUAUAAAAUCUUCCUAUUUUUGAUAUAAACAAUUUAUUUUUCUAGGGACAAGAAGUCGAAAUGGCACUCAGUUUUGGAUUGGAAAAUCUCGAUGAACAACAAUUAAAAAAUGAACAAAGAUUCCGAACUCAUGUCACAAAAUUUCAAAGAUUCAUAACUGGAAUAAUUGAUAUGUUAUCAAAAGGUGUACAAAGUUCCGAACAAAUUGUUGAGAUUUUGAGAAUUGUUGGAAGACAACAUGGAAAUGUUCGAACUAUGAGUUUUACUGCAGAGAAAUGGCUCAUUUUCAAAAAUGUUCUUUUGGAACUUCUUUGUAAGGAUGUUAACGUGAGUUGAACAUACUUAAAUUGAGUUUCAUUUCAGUUCCAACCAACAAAAAAAAACAAGACAAUUACUUUAUAGGAAAGGGUAGCUGCUGCUUGGAACAAAUUGAUCAGUUUUAUGAUUUCGGAAGUAAAAGACAGUUAUUUGGAACACGUUCGACAUGCCAGAAGUUCUUCAUGUCCACAAAUCAAUUCGUAUCGAUUUAUCUCAUCUCGAUCAAAACGUAUAAAAUCAAGAAAACAUUCAGAAUCAGUAAACAAAUUGGGAAAAAUCAAUGAUUAG